Messenger RNA from Knipowitschia caucasica, 534 nucleotides. The record is from the annotation of a GenBank genome assembly. Lineage: Eukaryota; Metazoa; Chordata; Actinopteri; Gobiiformes; Gobiidae.
AUGAGGGUGAGGCUGGAUGAGGCUCUAAAAGCACAAGAUUUACUUCAUCUACUCCUUCACCCCUCCUCACCCACCCUCACCCUCCUCACUCCUCCUCACUUCUCCUCACCUCUCCUCACCCACCCUCACCCUCCUCACCCCUCCACACUCCUCCUCACCUCUUCUCACCCACCCUCACCCUCCUCACUUCUCCUAACCUCUCCUCACCCCUCCACACUCCUCCUCAGCUCUCCUCACCCUCCUCACUCCUCCUCACCUCUCCUCACUCCUCCUCACCUCUCCUCACUCCUCCUCACUCCUCCUCACCUCUCCUCACUCCUCCUCACUUCUCCUAACCUCUCCUCACCCCUCCACACUCCUCCUCAGCUCUCCUCACCCUCCUCACUCCUCCUCACCCUCCUCACUCCUCCUCACCUCUCCUCACUCCUCCUCACCUCUCCUCACUCCUCCUCACCCCUUCUCAGCCAGAAUGUGGCGUUUACAGAAGUGCAGAAUCAUGUCGGAAAUGAUGAAGAAAUCAGGGACAGGAAGUGA